Molecule: messenger RNA, 1512 nt
Organism: Fraxinus pennsylvanica
Lineage: Eukaryota; Viridiplantae; Streptophyta; Magnoliopsida; Lamiales; Oleaceae
Source: the annotation of a GenBank genome assembly
AUGGCAACAGUGGGGUAUUUUGAGGUUUGCUUAGCAAUCCUAUGGUUCCUUUGUCUUUGGGGGUUUCGGAAGUAUGAGGUGCUUGUCGGGAACUGGCCAGCGUUCGGGAUGCUGCCAGUGCUUUUGUAUAAAGUUGGAAGGAUUCACGAUUUUUGCACUGAGGUUUUGAGGGCAACUAAGAGAGGUACUUUUAGGUUCAAUCCCUGGUUUGUUAACAUGGAAAUGCUGGCAACUGUUAAUCCUGCCAAUGUGCACUAUAUCAUGAGUGCCAAUUUUCAGAACUUUCCAAAAGGGCCUAAAUUCAAAGAAAUUUUUGAUAUUUUGGGAGAUGGAAUUUUUAAUUCCGACUCGGAUUCAUGGAAGAAUCAGAGAAAAAUCACGCACACGUUGAUUAAUCAUCAACGUUUUAAUCAGUUCUUGGUGAAAACGCUACACGAAGAGGUGGAAAAAUGCCUAAUCCCAGUUUUUGAAAGUGUGUGCGAGAAUAGCCGAGUGACUGAUUUGCAGGAUUUGUUUCAAAGAUUGACCUUUGAUACAACGUGUAUUUUGGUCACAGGUUAUGAUCCUGGAUGUUUAUCUACUGAAUUCCCAGAAGUUCGAUUUUCAAAAGCCAUGGAUGAUGCUGAAGAAGCAAUUUUCGUGAGACACGUUUUGCCUGAAAGCCUAUGGAAAUUUCAAAGGAUAUUCGGGUUCGGCGCAGAAAGGAAAUUAAGGAAAGCUAGGGAAGUCUUGGACAAAAUCAUAGGAAAAUACAUAUCAAUGAAGAGGGAUGAAUUGAAAUCAAGAAAUGAUGAAAAUUGUGCUGCUGAUUUGCUAACAUCUUACAUCAGUACUGAAGAGCAUGACAACCAAGAUGUGAAACGAAACGACAAGUUCUUAAGGGACACCAUACUAAAUUUAAUGAUUGCGGGCCGAGACACGACUAGCUCUGCCCUCACGUGGUUUCUGUGGCUCGUCUCUACCCAUCCAGAAGUGGAAAGAAAGAUCAGAGAUGAACUCAUAUCAGCUAUACCAGCAGAAGAAGCCGGAAAAAAGAGAAUUUUUCAAGUUCAAGAACUUGGCAAGCUGGUUUACAUGCAUGCAGCAAUCUGUGAAUCCUUAAGGCUGUAUCCACCAGUUCCAUUUCAGCACAAGGAGCCUCUGCAGGCAGAUAUCCUUCCAAGUGGCCAUUAUGUUCAUCCAAAAAUGAAGGUGAUGUUCUCUUUGUAUGCAAUGGGGAGAAUGGAGACAAUUUGGGGAAAGGAUUGCCUCGAAUUCAAGCCCGAGAGGUGGAUUUCUGAACGCGGGACGAUCAAGCAUGAGCCCUCCUACAAGUUCUUGGCAUUCAAUGCUGGUCCAAGGACUUGCCUCGGGAAAGAAGUGGCUUUCACAGAGAUAAAGGCUGUUGCCGCUACAAUAAUCCAUAAUUACAAUGUCGAGGUGAUCGAAGGGCAUAAAAUAUCCCCCAAUUGUUCUGUCAUCCUCUACAUGAAGCAUGGAUUAAAGGUUAAGAUUAGCAAGAGAUUGUCCUAA